AUGUGGGGCUCAGACCUUUUUUCCACACCACUCUACUCCACUUCUCCGUUCGUUGUACUUGUACUUCUACCUACUCUACAUAAAGGUUUAAUAUCCUCAUGCUUCUUAAUCAUCUUAUCUAGCACGUCCGGUAUGCUGUCUAUGUCCUCGCCCUCUCUCCCAGAAUCGGGAUUUGUUCCUAGGAAGGAGUUUAUCAGAGACCAACCCACCAACCCGAAUUACUUUGCACUUCUGGCCCUAUCGAGCUCAAAUUCAAUUCGUCUGUAUUCUUUUGCACCUGCCGCUAUACAUGCUUUUCGUCACCUCUUCGAGGAGCGUGGCAUAAUCCUUGCUUCCCGUGAGGAUACUGAAAACAAAUUCUUCGAAUUUUCUUUGGACGGAAAGCCUUGGGCGUAUCCUAAGGCAAUCACUACUGAGAAACUUCUGCUUGAUAUCUUGGCCGUCAUAUAUAAGUGUGGCUACAGCUACUUGUCGACCAUUGAUUAUGGAAGGGAGCACGAUGAUCGGCUUGCAAUGGCAUUUUCAAAGCCAAUGUCUUCACCGCUGGCUUUAGCUCGGUCUCCGCCAACUCCAUCCUCUCCAUUUCCUGAUGUGUCUACAAGCCACAUUUAUGAGCGCUCUAAAGAUAAGAGAGUGCCAUUUGCAUUAUCUUUUACUUCUGCAACGUUGUUGCGGGUCAUUUCCCCACCCCUUCAUCUUACACCUGCAAUUUUGCAGGCUGUUCGGGGGUCUUGGCCUCGAGGCGUCGUUUCGGAGAAAAGUGUAGGUGAUAACUCAUUCGAGUUCAAAUUGAAAGGAUACAAAUGUGGGUAUCACUUUCACAAUCAGAUUCGCUACUCACACCGACCAGGGUUUCAACAGGAUACCUUUGCGGAAGAUUCCCUUCGCCACAUACUCUCGCUACUAACGUCACUUGACAUGCACUCCUUUUCACUUCUUGCUUCGAUAUCACUCACAAGUCGUUCAAGAGUGAAAGAUUUGUGGAUUUUCACAGGUCCAGCACCACCAGAAGACCCAGCACUUCCUGAGAUGCUGGAUCAUGCCGCUCUAGAUGACUCCUUGGUCGAAAGCAGAGGCCUGGGAGUCGAGAUAACGACCGGAAGUCGCAGACCACAAAUACAGCACCGAAAGCACGCUACCGAGCCCGCUUCUCUGCCCUCUAAUCGAACGGAACAACCUACACCUCAAGCCCACCUGCUCCGUAAACCUGCUCCGCGAGCCCAGAUUCCCAUUUCAGCAGUGCAUGACACUGAGAUUCAGGAUCAUGAACCAAGCCCGCCUGUUCAUCGUGCUAACCUCCCCAGUACGAUAUCCAGUGGAAUAGAAAAUAUGACGGGUGUUGGGGCCAUCGGUAAUCCACCAGCCGUUCUGUACUCCCCCUCUCCAUAUGAUGUCGGGAACCGCAUGCUGCCACUUGGGACAGAAUCCACAUUUUCCAAACCAAGAAACGAAACCCCCUCGCAACGGAGCCGUCCCCAUCUACAACCUACGUUUGACCAAGUGAAAACGCUGCCGCUUGCCGUUCCCGGUUCACUGCCUUCCUCGCCACAUCGCAAAUCACCCAUUCAGGAUGAUAGUGAAUCUUAUGAACUAUCAAGAUCGUUACCAGCUCAGCCGCUUCUGAGUCCUGGAGCCUUCAGAGACUCUGCAUUUUCUGGUAAUAGCGAGAAGAGCUGUGAAACUCCAAUCAAAUGGCCUGGACCUGCCAAUGCGUCGUUAAAUCAAGAUACCGCAUUGAGAAGCAAACAGACGCAGGACCGACAGCAUUUCAAUGGACCGAUAUUGCCUGGAGGAUGGCAGCCAACGCCUAUCGAUGAGAAGCUUGAAGAGGACGCAACCCGAAAGUUUGCCACCGUGUCCAAGACAGCUGACGACACUCGUAUCCAUGAGACGGGGUCGCGUGUUGAAUCCCCAGAAGUUAUACUACCAGAUGCCACUUUGCGCCAGAGUGAGGCUGCGCUGGUGGGGAUGACUGCCACCAACAAUUCAAUGCCUCCAGUUGUUCACCGUGAGAAGACGCCGAAGAAGGAAUCGCAGAACUCGGUUGGAGGUGCCAGCGGACAGGGCUGGGUACUAGUCAAUGUAGAAGGCGGUAGUCCCAUGAGCCAGUUUCAACCGAACACUCCACGUACCCCGUACUCUCCGUCAGGACUCCCAUCCGACAUGCACGGUAUCAAUCCGGUCGUCCCCAAUGCGAAGGCCAUUGUGAUCAUGGAUGCUGUGAACUCAAAGCACAAGAAGAGUCGGUCAGCUUCAAAUAAUAAGGCAGUUUCAGAGGGUGUAGGUAGCGUUAGGCGGUUCUUCUCGUUAAACAAGAAAAAUUCAAAGAAAACAGUGGAGGAGAGCGACAAGCGGAAGAGGAAUGACGAGGAAAGCCAGGUCACGGAGAAUACAACGGCCCUGCGUUCCACUCUACGCGGUAAACUACGACUCAUCGGCACGUCAGAAGCAUCGAGAAAAGAAGAUAUCACCAUUGAGUGA
Laccaria bicolor S238N-H82 is the source of this 2481-nucleotide messenger RNA. RefSeq lists its product as uncharacterized. The record is from RefSeq and is a predicted model, not a curated record. Bases 1 to 2481 code for a protein of 826 amino acids. The transcript has 4 exons. NCBI's taxonomy places the organism in Eukaryota, Fungi, Basidiomycota, Agaricomycetes, Agaricales, Hydnangiaceae.